AUGCGGUCUAUUAAGCUUUCCACUUAUCUACGUCGACUUUUAUAUACAUUAUUAUUGGGUUCAUUAGUCAGUAUCUAUAUUAAUUUCAAUCGUUCAACUUCUAAUAUUAAAAAUGAUCCAUCACUAGAAGUUAAUAAUAUUUCUCUUUGCCUUCCAUGGCAAUCAAUCAAUCAUCAACCAUUGGGAACUAAUAGCUGUUUACCGUACAAACGUAUAAUCAGUUCCGUAUGGACUCACGAUGGUACUGGAAUAAUGAAAUAUAUUCAAUGGAUAGUUACACGAAAACUAGGAAAUGUUCGAAUUUUAAGAUUAAAUGACGAAUGUGAACUUAUUCAAGAGAAUAAUUUUUUUUUCGACUCAAAAAAUGAUAGAUUUGUUCAGAUUUACAUUGUGUCUCUUACAAUGAAUUUCAACAACACUUCAAUAUGUUCAACGAAUCUUGUUCAAAUAAUACAAUUCGGUUUACAAAAGAUCAAUCAAAUCUAUUUUAAAAGAAGAUCAAUUGAAGCAACAGUUGCCUAUCAUCAUUUAGACCAAAUACGACAGAAUCAUAAUUUUACUUUCAAUUGGAAUGUAUCAUUUAACAUAAAUAUUCAAAAAGCCAGAUUUGUUACUGAACAUCUUAUAAAUUAUUUCAAAAAUGAACUUAAUACAAAAUCAACAAUCAUCAAUUCUGAAGAAAUGAUUCAUUCAAAUUUGAAUGAUACUGAAAAAAAGUUAUCAGAUUUCAUCUCAUUACUAGGGUUUAAUACAUCAACACAAACUUUCAAAGAUAUACUUCAGUACGAUUGUUAUCAAUUUGUUCAAGAUGCUACUUGGUGGGAUCAAUCAGAAACAAUUGAACAUAUUCUAUCAACAUCAUUAAAUCCUAAUCUAGCAACUAUGGAUAAAUCAAAUGAUUUCUAUCAUUUACAUGGAAACUAUUCGUUUUCAAAAUACGUUUCGGAUAGUCGUCAAUGUUUCAAUGAUGGUACUUUUUUUCAAAUGCAAUGUGAAACGAUACCUAAUCGAUUUUCAACUGACAAACCAGAACGAUGUUCACUUAAAAAGUUCGAUUGUGCUUUUAGCGAUAUAUAUUCAUUUAGUGAUCGCGAACAACUCUAUCAAUCGUAUGCACCAAAUAAUUAUUUUAAUACAAAUCCUAUUAAGUGUGGUUUUGCCAUUCAAUCGAUACUUGAUACAGUUAGAAAUCGAUAUGAACGCAAUGAUAAGUGUCAAAUUAUAGUAUUUACUUGUAUUACAAACUGCUAUGAUGCUUUACCUAUUAUUCAAGAUAGAGUACCGCCAGGGACUUGUUUCGUUGCACUACUUGAUACAAAAACGAUGGAUGCAUUUAAGCGACAACACCCCGCAGGAGCAUAUCCAAUGAACGGGCAAGCCCAAUGGGAUUUUAUUGAUUUAGGACAAGGUGGUUCGCUAUUUCGUGUUGCUGCUAAAGUAACAGAAACAGUAAAAAUGCUCGGACACCGAAUGUUUCCUAUGGCUAAAUGGUUUGUUUGGCUCGAUGGUAAAGCAUUUAUAAUCAAUAUUAAUGAAAUCUUAUCAAUAGCGACGACACCAAUAAUUGGUCUUCAUCAUCAUGAUUUCAAUCGAACAUCAGAGGCCGAAGUUAAUCUCACAAUUGCUCGCGUGAUACUUCGCGAAAUAAAUAAUGUUGUGCAGCUUAAUAAUACAUUGCAAGAAAUAGAACUUCAACAGGCCGAAUAUAAACGAGAUGGUUUUUAUUCUCGUUCGAAUGCAAUCGGAUUACCAAUGUUUGAUAUUGCAAUAUUCAUAUAUAGAAAUAAUCAUCCGUGUUCAUUUCGUUACUUAUGUGGAUGGCAUAAUGAAAUCAAUUAUUUUUCGUAUAGAGGUCAAUUAUCAGUGUAUUAUUCUGCUGAAAGACUGAAUCUGAGCAGUUACUUAGGUUUUAUUCCACGUAGACUUUAUCAUACUCUAGGUCAUCGUACUGUAUGCUAA
Messenger RNA from Rotaria sp. Silwood1, 1959 nucleotides. Lineage: Eukaryota; Metazoa; Rotifera; Eurotatoria; Philodinida; Philodinidae. The record is from the annotation of a GenBank genome assembly.